AUGCCCCACGCAGAAUCCCCGGAGUCGCAAUUGACGUCCAGAGAGCAAUUCUUCGUCAAUGACGGGCCUUUAGCUUCCGACCAGUAUGCCGAUUUGCGGCCGACUUCGCUGGACACUCCAAUUGAGGAGGCUCGCAGACGGUUCCGCGAAGACGGAUACCUCUUUGUAAAAGGCCUCUUGCCGCGAAAGGACGUGCUCGCGGCGAGAGAGGAAUAUUUCAAGCUCCUUUCCCCGUGCGGCGUUCUCAAACCAGGCACCAAGCCCGUCGAGGGCAUCUUCGACGACACCAAGGACAAGCUCGACUUCCCUGGGAUUGGAGCUGGCUUCACAGAUUCCAAUGGCCGCCCAACGGGGCCGCAUCCUGAAGUGGCUGCGUUGUUUGUCGAUCUAGCUCUCCAAGCACACACCGAGAACUGGUACAAGGAGGAUUUCUGCAAACAUCCAGCGUUGCGGAAUUACGUCGCGCAGCUUACGGGCUGGGGCGAUGACACGCUGGGGAUCCGAAGGACACUCUUGCGGAACAACACUCCGGGAAAUAAAGCGAUCGGAGUACACUACGAUCAGAUUUUCCUGAGAUAUGGCGAGGACACUGCAAUCACUGCUUGGGUGCCCAUGGGAGAUGUCUCCAGGCAGGGCGGCGGCUUGAUAUACCUCGAACAAGGACACACUCUUGGUGCCGAGAUUGAACGGGAUUUUACGACCAAAGCGAAGGCUUCAGGGUUGACGGACGACGAGGCCAAGAGCGCCUUUAAUCAAAACAUGAUGAGCGGAGGCCUGCUGGCCGAUGGUCCGGCUGAGUUUGGGAAGCGGUGGAAUCGCCGCUGGCUGUUGACGGCAUACGAGGCUGGCGAUGUCGUGUUACACAACGCAUAUGCGAUCCAUGCCUCGACGAUCAACCAUGACCCGGAGAACAGGAUUCGAUUGGGUACAGAUCUAAGAUUUGUCAACAAGUCUCGUCCAUGGGACACCCGGUGGGCCAACGACUAUGCAUUUGGAGAUGGUGUUUGA
Messenger RNA from Fonsecaea nubica, 1008 nucleotides. RefSeq lists its product as hypothetical. Lineage: Eukaryota; Fungi; Ascomycota; Eurotiomycetes; Chaetothyriales; Herpotrichiellaceae. The record is from RefSeq and is a predicted model, not a curated record. The coding region runs from base 1 to 1008 and encodes 335 amino acids. The transcript has 2 exons.